AGCGAGCCAGUCACGUGCCAAUCAACCACUCACGCGUCCCAAAUAUCCCUAGUCCCCAAUCGGGCAAUUCCCAAGGACAGCUCUCGCCCUUGAACGCCCUUCCCUCCCAAGAAUCCCCAAGAAAACAAAAGGCAUCAACGCCAACAAAGGCAAUAAGCUCGCAGCUCCCCCACAGCCACCAUUUCCACGCGUCAUCGCACAGCCGGACGCACACACCCAUAGCAAUCAUGACGAAGGCACAACAAACAAUCUCCCUCGCCCUCCUGGUCUCCUCCCUCUAUCUCUCCCUCUACCUCGAACUUGUUCCUCUCCCAGCACUAAUCCAAUCCGACAUCAUCCCCGUCCUCCCCUUCUGGGUCCUCGUCACCUUCGGCUCCUACCUCCUCUUCAAGCUCGGCCUCGGCGUCUUCACCUUCAACGAUGUCCCCGCCGCGCACGCAGAGCUGAUGCUCGAGAUCGAUGAGGCCCGCGCGGAUCUGAGGAAGAAGGGGGUGGAUGUGGAUUAGCGCUUAUGCGGCGAGAAUAUGGGAUGGGAUGGCAGGCAGGGGAGAGGGGGUAAUGCAUAUGCGGAUUGCGGACUGCGGUUUGGCAGGGGAAAAGCCGGUAGUGGGGUGGGAGUUCAUAAUAUCAUGUAGCGCAUAUAUAAAUAGAUCUGAGA
Molecule: messenger RNA, 658 nt
Organism: Pseudogymnoascus destructans
Lineage: Eukaryota; Fungi; Ascomycota; Leotiomycetes; Thelebolales; Thelebolaceae
Exons: 3
Coding region: 228-506 (92 amino acids)
Biological process (GO): GPI anchor biosynthetic process
Cellular component (GO): endoplasmic reticulum membrane; dolichol-phosphate-mannose synthase complex
Source: RefSeq, a predicted model, not a curated record